Thermothielavioides terrestris NRRL 8126 is the source of this 1157-nucleotide messenger RNA. RefSeq lists its product as uncharacterized. Gene Ontology annotation, biological process: phosphatidic acid biosynthetic process; triglyceride catabolic process. Gene Ontology annotation, molecular function: acylglycerone-phosphate reductase (NADP+) activity; triacylglycerol lipase activity. The transcript has 2 exons. The record is from RefSeq and is a predicted model, not a curated record. Lineage: Eukaryota; Fungi; Ascomycota; Sordariomycetes; Sordariales; Chaetomiaceae. Gene Ontology annotation, cellular component: endoplasmic reticulum; lipid droplet. The coding region runs from base 206 to 1060 and encodes 284 amino acids.
CAAGGCUGCUCACCAACUCACACUGGUUGGAUGAUAUGUACCUGACCUAAGCGGCCGCAAGGGCCAUACAAGAACCAACCGUUGCAAAAAGGUGGUGGUGGCAUGCGCCCAAGUCCUGUCAACGUCCCGCUCCUUCACGCUCCGACCAAGUCACACUCUGAAUCCAAGACAUAAUCGUUCUUCGACGCUCUUUACCAACCCCAACAUGCCAGUCGUACAGAAGAAGACAGUCCUAAUCACGGGCUGCAGCGCCGGCGGCAUUGGCUGGCACUUGGCGAAUGCCUUCCUCAAGCGGGACUUCUACGUGUUCGCGACGGCGCGCGACACCUCCAAAGUGGAGGGCCUCGCGGAGCUCAGCAACGUGGAGGUUCUCCAGCUGGACGUUACCGAUCAGGACAGCAUCUUGCGAUGCAAGGACACUGUCGCACAGCGCACCGGCGGCCGGCUCGACGUGCUGAUCAACAACGCCGCGGCCGAGUUCGUGUGCCCCGUGCUAGACGUCGACAUCGCCGAGUCCAAGAAGCUGUACGACGUCAACGUCUGGGGCCCGCUCGCCAUGGUUCAAGCGUUUGCCCCACUGGUGAUCGAGGCGCAAGGCGUCAUUUCCAACCAUACCUCCAUUGCCUGUGUCAUACCCAUAGUAUGGUCGGCCGUCUACUCCAGCUCCAAGGCAGCUCUGUGGCGCAUGUCUGAGAUCAUGCGGCUUGAGCUCGAGCCGCUGGGUGUGCGCGUCGUGACGGCUAUGUGCGGGUCUGUCGACACGCCCAUGUUCUCCCGGCCCGGUGGCCGGAUGAAGCUGCCCGAGACGUCGUAUUACUACGACGUACAGGAUACGGCAUACCAGGAGCGCAUGGCCCAUCAGCGCGCGUCGAUGAAGCCCGAUGCAUUUGCCGAGCAGAUUGUUAAGGACAUUCUCGGGGGGGCCAAGGGCCAAAUCUGGCGGGGCGUGUAUGCUGGGCUUGUGCGCGUCGGAAGCCAACUGUUCCCGCAGUGGUACUUGGACUGGAGCUGCAACGUGGGGAAAGGCCUGGAGAAGGUCAAACGCCGCUCCCAGAAAUGAGUCCCAGGUCAAGCAAGGAGGACGUGGAGGCAUUUAGGUAGAGGUAUCCUUGAAAAGAUGCUCGUACUACUACAUGGCCCUUGAGGCCUUGACUGUG